AUGUCUCAGUUAGCUGCUAUCAACUAUCCACAACUUGAAGAAUUCUUGCAAAAUGAUGGUCCUACCGAGGAAGAAGUUCGGGUUUGGUAUGAUAAGUUGGCGGAGUACGAAAUAGAAGGAUCGGAGUCUCCACCGGAAAUUGAACUACUCUACAAUGGAGCCCGUUACCUCAUGGGUUUCGGAUUCACUGCAGCAGAAGAGCUUCGCAAUGUGGCAGAGCAGGAGGCAGUGACAAUGGCUGAAAAGGAAGAUCAAUGGGAAGAACAAAAGACUGCAUUGAAUCUGGAAAUCGAGUCACUUCGAGACCGAAUAACUUCGAAAGCAGAUGUUGGAGACUCGACGGAAGCAUUUCGAGCUCAAAUCGAUAGUUUGAAGGAGGAAAAUCGGCAGUUACAGCAGUCGAAUAGAGAUCGAGAUAGGGAGAUGGCUGAUCAGAGAGAUCGAUUUGAGAAUUUGGCAUCGAGAGUUGAUACAUUGACAAGAGAAAGGGAUGCUCUUUCUGAACAUAAAGCCCAACUGGAAGACACAAUUCGAGAGCUCAAUCGCCGGCUUUCGGCAAAAACAGAGGAUACUGGAGCAGAAUGGGAGAGCAAGAAAUUGAAGUUGAGAAAUGAGCAAGUGCUAACAAUUAGCAGGCAAAUGCAGGCAGUUGUUUCACAAAAUGAAGAGUUACGGGAAGAAAUCGAUCGCGUCAGUUAUGCCCUGGAAGAAGCCACCCGAAUCAUUGAGCAGAGUGCUGUUAGGUAUACCGAAAUGACGAACAAGCUAGAAAUUAGCCAACUGCGAAUUGAAGAGCUCUUUAAUCAGAACCGACGACUGACUCAAAUCCUUCCUGAAGAGCUCGUGGAGCAUGUUUCACAGUGCAUUUCUGCGGCGGAGACUAUGCUUUCCGGAAGACCAAUUGAUAAAGUGAACUUUUUAAUUGAAGUUGGUGACUUGCUAGCUCCAAAGUUUCUAAAUGAAGAUGAUAAAAAAGCAUUGGAAGAUGCGACUGGCCUGACAGAAGCCGAAGAGCAAAAGGAGAAGCUUGAAAGAGCAGAGGAUCGGGUGAAAGGGCUGCAAGAUGAACUAAAUGCAGUUGUAGAGGAAUCAAAUAAAAUGAGAACUAUGAUAAGAGAAGAUAGAACUGGAGAAAAAGAGCAAGAGUUGGAGCAGUUGAAGAAGGAGCUUGUCGAUGCAACUACACUUGCCAGGAACCUUUUCGGGGAGGCUAUGUCAGAGGUUCCGGGUCAGGAUCCAACGAUGACGCUGCAAAUGAGAAUUUUGCAAUUGGAGCAUUCAAUUGAGCAGUUGAAUGAUGAGAAGGAGAAACAGAAGAAAGUGAUGGAAGAGUUGCAGUUCACAAUUGAGCAGAAAGAUGAAAAUAAUGGAGAAGUGCUCAGCGAGUUGAAUAGGCUUAAAGAUGCGAAAUUCGGAAGUGCUCGAGAAGAAAUAACCCGUCUAGAAAAGCAGAUGAAGUUCCGAGAUGAGCAAAUUGGGAAGCUUCAACAACAUUGCACACUGCUCCAAGUGGAGCUGGGAAGGUACGCGGAAGGUACCUAUGAGCCAAUUGUGAAGCCAUCCCUUCCGAGACGAAUCCGACGGCCAGAUAUGCUCCUGGCAACAAAAACAGUCAAGCCUGAAAUUCAAAAAAUAGAUUCCCCAGUUGCUCCAAGUUCCCCACUGAAGCCAUCACCGAGGGUGAUAGAAGAUGAGCCCAGAAAUGCUCCAAAUGCUCCGAAUCCGAAAGAACCACCGAGAUUUGUGCACAGCGGGGAUUAUUCAGAUAUAGCGCAGCAAGCAGUGUUGAUUUCCAACUUGUAUUACGAGCUUAUGCAGCUUUUGGAGGAAAUAUCUUACAAGGACGAAAAGCUCGUGGAAAUCCACAAAUCCUGGAAAUCAACUCAAAAAUCGUAUCAGGAGAUGAAGGCACAACUGGAAAUGGCCUACGGGGAGAUUCAAAGCUUGAAAAAAGAAAACUUGAUGAUCGAAGAACGGACCCUGGAAGAGCUCAAACAGACCGAAUCAGUUGAGCUUCAACGAUUGGUAGAGUCCAUAAAUGUCGAAGGAAGUGAAAUGGAAAGGAGGCUGGGAGAAGCUACGAGGAUGCUGGUGACAGAGAGAAUGGAGAGAAUGAGAUUCACACGACAAUGCACAAUUUUGAGGACGAAAACUGAACGAUUAGAAGAAGCAACUCGAAAAUCAAAAGAAAUGCUCCGCACAAAAGAGCUCAAUGCUCAACGAGCAAUAGGACGGCUUAAAUAUGAAGUUGAGACGACGACGAUCGAGAUCGGGCGACUGCAGACUCGUCUUCUGCAAAGUGUUCCAACUGAGGAAUAUGAUAAAUUGAUGAGAAAAUAUAAGAGAUUGAUAAAAGAAACUACGGGAGUCGAGACUAAUAAUGAGGAGGUGAUGGCUCGGCAGGAAAUGACGGUGUACGCGAAGAGCCCAGUGGAAGCGGAGCUGGAGGCAAGAGAGAAUAUGCUCAAGAAAAUGAUAGACGUUGUAUCUGACCAAAGUGACUUUUGGAAUCAGGAAUCAGCAAUGCUACAGGCCGAAAACGAAGAACUCAAAAAGUUUAUUGAAGAUGUCGAAAAUGAAAGUGACUUGAAAAGUGUACUUGGAGCAGUUGAGCGACGUCUUCUGAGCACGAUUCGAGAGCUACGGGAAAAUGAACGAGAAUAUUUGAGAGAAAAGAAAAAGUCGAGAGGGAAUGAUAUAGAGAGUUCAAGGGAUUCAGAGAGACUCAGACAGGAAAGGGUUGCACUUAUUAAUGUUAUAAUUGUCCUGCAACGGGAGAACAAGACCCUACGUGAUCAAGCUGUUGGAACUGUCAGCUUACAACAACUUGAGCUACUUCGCUCGAAUAUAUUCCAGGCGAGACAGAAAGAGGCCGAAAUUGCAGCGAAAAUGGAAAAUAUAGACAAGUUGAAGGAAGAAUCUGAAACUGAAAUGCUCAGAAUUCGGGCUCUCCGAACUGCCAACGAGGUGUUGUCCAACUUUGACGGGCACGAAAUGCAGCCGCAGGGCAAUAAUGAAGUGGCUGAAAGACAACUGCAAUUGGCAUAUUUUACAUCUUCUCAACAGAGUGCUAAAGCAAAGCAAUUCGAGAGAAUGGUGCAUUUGAAGGAGCAAAGAGUGGCUGAGUUGAACGAUGAAAUGAGAGAGUUGAAGCAAUGGAAUCUGGAAUUGAUAACGACAUUGGAGAAUAUUAAGACUUUCAAAGGGGAACGACGAGAAUCCCAACACAUCAAACCAGAAAUAUCCCUGAAACCUCGAGAAUCUAUAGCGGUCGACCAACUUGAAGAUAGUAUGGAUAAGGAAAGCGACUAUGAAAUGGAUAUCAAGAGUGAAACUUCUUCAUCCGAAGCUUCUUCCGACCGAAUAAUUGUGCGAACAAUAGUUCAAGACAACGUCGAUGCCUUUGAAAAUCGGAUCAAAGAAAUCAAAGCUUCUGCUCAGUUGGCUGUGCAGGGCUACAAGGAACAGCUGGAGUUGAAAGAGAUCGCUAUAGAUAGAUACAAGAAAUUGCUUCGGGAGAAGAUUGAUGAAGGGGUACAGAUAAUUGAAAAAGUGGAGAUUGUCCACCAGGAAGUCGAAAUUCCAGACCGUUCCACUGAGGAACAGCUCAGAAAAACUGAAGUAAAACUCAAGGAGCUUGAGUCAGAAAUGCGAAAACUAAAAGCAAAAAGAGCAGAAAUUGUGAAAAACGACGACGAGCAGGACGAUGUGUCGGAGAGAAUCGAAAGAUUCAAAGAAUUUCUAGACGAAGAGGUUCAGACAGAAUGGGAAUAUCCACAGGUUUCAUCUCGAUUAAACAAUGAGGAAGAGGUUGAGCAAUUGCCAAAGUCGGCGAAAAGCGAGAAGGUUAGGCGACUGGAAGAAGAAAUGCAAUUGCUCCAGGAGCUCGUUGCAAAAUCGGAUUCAAAAGACGGAGAGAACAUGCGACAGAAGACGGAAAUUCGGGAUUUGAAGGCGAGAAUUCAGAGAUUGACGAAAACAAAUAAAGAACUUCUUGUGACUUGUGAGCAAAUUAAGGAAGAUGCUCUCGCCGAGCUAUCGACUUUCCGGAGGAAUAACGAGAACUCCGAUGAGAGGAGGAUGACUGAUUUGAGAGUGGAACUCGACAGACUAAGAACCACAAAUCGUACACUUCGAAAUGCAAAUGAAGAAAUGAAAAAUGAGCUGAGCCGGCUGAAGCAGACUGUUGAACGACGGGAUACUAAGAAUGAGCCGGACGAGUGGGAGAGGAGAAAGCGUCAAGAUGAGAUUAUAGCCUCACUUAAGGAAAAACUGAAGAAACGAGACAUUGCCGAAAAGGAUUAUUUAGAAAAGUUGAAGAAACGAGAAAUGGUAAUUGAAACUAUGCGGAACGAUCAAGGCCUUAGAAGUUCGGAGAUUGAACGGCUACAGAGGAAGUUGAAAGCGAACGAUCCAUCUGUUAUCAAGCUGCAAUUGAAUAAAGAAUGGAAGGAAAAGUUAGAUGUACUUGAGGCCAAUAUAACCAAGAAAAACGAGGAGUUGACAGCUUGCAACCGUACCCUUCUCCGCCUCAAAUCUGAGCUGGAAACCAACCGAAAACGCCAUGCCAGUGAAAUUGAAAAAAUCCGAGUCGACAACAAUUCAAACGUCCAGAAGGAAGUUAAAAGAGCAAGAGAAGAAGUUAAAAAGGCGAUGACUGUAAUAAAACCUCAAAUGAGCACAGUUGAAAUACAGGCAGAUCUUCUCGAGAAACGACAUUCGGGAAGUACUAAGAGUCAUAGAUCGGAAACAGUAUCUCAUAAUAAAAUUGAACUUUCUACAAUUUCUUCAUCGUCUUCCUCGAUAUCUUCUCCAGCUUCUUCUUCAAAAUCUCAUAGAUCAAAGACUCUUAAAUCCAUAUCGCGAGAUUCAAUUCUCGAGGAGAGGAGAUUAAGUCAAAAAUCAUUUGAUGAGCAACCCAACAUUCCUGCUCCAAAAUCUGACACAAGUGAUUAUUAUCAGCUGAGGGAAAGUCUGCAAAUGACGCAAGAAAGACUCAUCGAAAGUCAGGAAAAACUGAUUCAAAUGGAACGGGACUAUUCGUCGCUUCAUGAGAAGUUUGAUAGACUGAAAUUAAGAUUCGAUAGAGAUGAAAAACCAACUGGUGCUGUCCUAGUUCUAUCAGAUAAGCUGGCGGCAAAGGAUCGAGAAAUUGCUCAAUUGAAAAAUCGCAUUGCUCAUCUCCAAAACACUGUUCACUUACCACAAUGAUUUUUUUAAUAAUUAUUUUUCUGUAAGAAUAAAUAGGGUUUCCAAUUUCAAAGAAAA
Molecule: messenger RNA, 5268 nt
Organism: Caenorhabditis elegans
Lineage: Eukaryota; Metazoa; Nematoda; Chromadorea; Rhabditida; Rhabditidae
Gene: ccep-290
Exons: 23
Coding region: 1-5211 (1736 amino acids)
Source: RefSeq, marked reviewed